Messenger RNA from Exophiala bonariae, 1875 nucleotides. RefSeq lists its product as uncharacterized. The transcript has 2 exons. The record is from RefSeq and is a predicted model, not a curated record. Lineage: Eukaryota; Fungi; Ascomycota; Eurotiomycetes; Chaetothyriales; Herpotrichiellaceae. Bases 1 to 1875 code for a protein of 624 amino acids.
AUGGAGGUUGGAGAUGGAAGAAGCUCCUCCAACGACUUAUCAAGUGCACCGCCCAGUGACACCGAGGGCACACCAGCACUCGCUGGCCAUCUCAACUCUCGAGAUACAGGCAUGACGACAAAUCUUGGUGUUGCUGGCAAUUCCAGCACGCGGACUUCCCUUGCCAGCAAUCUUUCUCCAGCCACAGUUGCAGGCUCACGCCAAGACCAACCUCCAGCCACAGGCGUCAAAGUGCGCAAGCCGAGAAAGAAGCGGGAGCCAAAUGUUGGUGCUGCAGAUCCAGAAAAGAAAGAACGCGCUCCUCGAAAACCACGAGUCGCCUCGAGUACGGUCACGACCACCUCCCGUAAAAAGCCCAAGAUCGAACAGCUGGACAACAAGAACACAAUUGAUAUUCCUCGUCACUCGGCUCCUGCCUUGCAAUCUUCAGUUCUCAACCAGCCUGUCAUCUUGAAUAAUUCCCCACUCCACAGUUCUAUCAGCAACUUGAAAGGCAAUGAGGUCGCCAAGACUGCCGAAUCCGGCGUCUUGACACACGAUUCGACGAUGCCACGCCCGACCAUUCACCACCCCCAGCCUUAUGAGUACAAUCGUGACGCUCCCAAGUCCCUGCCAUUGGCGUCAAACAAUUCCCGCUCGACUCCCAUGUUCGAUCCCAUCCGAUCGUCCUUGCCCAUUUCAAUCUCCCAACUGGUUGAUCCUCCACCCCCUGCUCCGUCCCCACAAAUCCUACAUACACCACCAAGACCGACUUACAAUCCUAGUACAUCACCGGCUAUCUCAGGAAUCAUCGACCCUCCAUCGCAAAAGACCUUUCCACAAUCAGCAACGCCGACCAAUCAUUCACCAUUGAUCACAUCGGCACAGCCUCAGACAAACGGGAAAGCGAGUCACUCCCCGCUCAUGAAUGGCCACGCAUCCAGCAUGGAAAUCGACUCAGGCCCCAUCGAACAAGGCUCACGGAAAGUGAUCAAAAAGGUCCCAUCCGAAGUUCCAACUCGUGCCAGCUCGCCUAAACCAACCCGAGCCAAGGAGCAGCCGCCUCCACCACCACCUGGGUCUGGUCUUCUGUCUGCCAGCUUGUUCGGAGGUGAUGCAAGCAUGGACGGUGCUGCCAAGGACGGCGGAAAAGCACCCAGUAUUGUGCUUCACAUCGACCUCAAGGGAGCAAACAACAGGGUCAUCAGUUUUGGUCGGUUAGCAGAAGAAAAGUACGGGUUCGCUGCCUUGUAUCCUCGUCAGGCGGCUCAGAAGGAACGUUUAGCCAAGGUCGCCGCAGCAGGAGCGGCAUUGGAGCGAUCGGCAUCGGGCAGCAAAUUCGGAGGGACGUCGGCGGGCGAGAGUGGCGACGAGGAUCUCAGUGUUGACAUUGAGCGUGACUCGGACAACGACGGCGAUGUUGCCAUGUCGGGAAUCAACGGUGGUCAGGAGACGACUAACAGUGGCACUGACGCACCGGGACCCAAACGAAGACGAAGGCGCAAGCAAGAAGAGUACGACCAGGACGAUCCGUUUGUUGAUGAUAGCGAAAUGUUGUGGGAAGCGCAAGCUGCGGCUAGUAAGGACGGGUUCUUUGUCUACUGUGGGCCUCUUGUACCAGAGGGAGAGAAGCCUGCUGUCGAGAGAGCCGAUGGCACCAUCAAGCGCGGUCGCGGUCGCGGUCGUGGAGGUGGACCUGGCUCCCGUGGCGGACGAGGCGGAGCAACUGCUGGUGAAGGUGGUUCUGGACGAGGUGGUGGUGUUGGAUCUCGCGGUGGUGGGACUACACGCAAACCUCGGAUCACCAAGGCAGAACGGGCGCAACGAGAGCAGGAGAAACUUGCCAGGGAAAAGAUGGCACCGAUAUUGGCCAAGCCCUCGGCAUAUCCAAGUUAG